AGGCCGAGGGGUAUUGUGACAUGCUCCAGGGAAAGGCAGUCUUUCCUUUGGCUAACAGGGGUCCCAGGCCAUUGGGACAAGAGAACCGGACAGACAUGGAACAGAGGCCUGGGGAGCAGCCCUCAAGAGCCCCAAAGAAGGAAAAGAUCAAGGAGCAACCGGAGACCCCAAGUCAGUCCGUCUCAGGCCGCGGUCGGGUGCUGUUAAUAAGAGAGUUCUUCAAGCAGGAUGAAAGCUACACGACCCUGCCCAACACCCAAGCAACAGACUGCCAAAGUAGUUGCCGCAGUGCCAGACGGCGACUCAAGCGCACCAGCGACAGCUUGGCGGACAACCCCGAAGCCCCGGCCGCCAAGCGGCGAGCAAAGAUGCCGCAGCUCUCGCGUCUCAAGAAGGAGGACUUGCUUGGUUGCGAGAAGCCUUGGGCUCCACAAGGGAACCCCGGCUCUGAAGCCGCUGAGAUCGCCGAGCUAAGCUCAGAGCCCGGCAAGCAGCUGCUCCUGGUGCUGUGCCACGCAUCGGCGCUGGACACGCAGCUGCCGCGACUUCAGCUGCUCCUGCAGCAGGUACGGGUCCAGGAGCGUCGCCCGCCAGCCGCGCUCGUCGGGAUCCUGGUGCAGCCGCGGCCGGAUGAGGAGGACGAGUCGCGCCGCCGUCUGGGGGACCUGCUAUACAGCGUCUUCUCUUCAGAAAACCCGGGGGUCGAGGUGCACACAGCAGUGUUCUGUCCCAGCCGCCCCCAGGGUGUCCUGGACGUCCAGCGCGCUGAUAACCAAGCGCACAUGGUCCACCUAGUGGAUCGCCAGACCCAAACGGAUGACACGUAGAAACCAGCAACGGAGCUGAGAAUCCUUCCUAUUCAGGAUGUCUUCGAAUAAAAAGUAGCUCUCACGGACCCUGGAACGUGCAGCCGAAAGGUGCCUGAGGCUCUGGUCACAUAAUCAUGGAUCCAGUUCUCUUAGGCCCAAAGACUGUCUUAAUUAGACCAUGGAGGAACAAGGCAGCUGCUGCCUCCUGCCGGUUCAAGCAGGAAGCCCUGGGAGAGGAAACCGGUGCCAGAGCCCUAGCCACAGGGGCCAGCCUGGCUUUUGUGACCUCACAGGAGGUAUGGGUGACUCUUGUCUGUGGGACCUUGCUGUGGUCAAAGAUCAGAGACAUACCCACAGGGGAGACUGCCUACCUAGGGAGGGAGCCAGGAAAUUCACAGCUCCAUGUAGCUCCACGGUGUUACUCUAGAAGGAUCACCAUGAAGAAGGUCAAAAAGAAAAAGUCUGAUUCCAGGCGCCGCAGGAAUUCCAUUUCACCGCAGACUAGCUCCGAUUCCUCACAGCAGCCCAGCUCAGAAACCCCGCCGUCAUGUCCAGAGCCCGCCUCGCCACCAUCUAAGCCACAGCCUUGCCAGGAGUCCACCACACCACACCAAGUUAACCCUGAGCCUAAACCGCAACAGCAUACACCACAGCCUCUCCCGCCUCCAGAGAAACCUGCCUCAUCUCCGUUCCUGGUACCCAUGGAACCUAAACCAAUUCUUCCAAGCAGGAAAGCAGAAAACCGUCAAGGAAGUACUGCGCUCCCCGUAACUCUCGUGCUUCAAGCUCUCGGAACUGUUGCUGUGGCUCUGGGGGCCUUGGGAGUUGCCUACUUCAUGGCUGAAUCCUUGUGAAUUGGACCCCAGGCCCACCGUCCGGCAGGGGUUCAUGGCAUGGCACCCCAACUAUGCCACUCUGCGUAAGGAUUAUUCUAAGAAGAAAGUCAUUGAGAAACUGAAGCUCGUCUCUGCCCUCUCUGAUCUACCUGAGAACAGCAUAAUCUCUGCUAUUACAAUGAGGUGACGCCAUCCCGGGAAGGGUGAACAGUCUUGUCCCUGAAGACAGCACACAGGAAAACCAUCCCACACAAAGUCUGCCUUGUCUCCAUAUCGGUGUCCUUCCACAGUCAGCCACCAUUCACAUUCAAACCUCUUAUAGCUUCCCUACAAAAUUCUUGCUGUUUAUGGGGAUGUCUGUACAUCUUUUGUGUCAUUUGCUCUGUGCACAGGCACUGCCUCAUUAAUAACUUGUUUUUCUCUUGCUAA
This is a messenger RNA of Mus musculus (house mouse), 2074 nucleotides long. RefSeq names its product spermatogenesis associated 3 (gene Spata3). The record is from RefSeq and is a predicted model, not a curated record. Lineage: Eukaryota; Metazoa; Chordata; Mammalia; Rodentia; Muridae. The transcript has 4 exons. Gene Ontology annotation, cellular component: motile cilium. The coding region runs from base 21 to 827 and encodes 268 amino acids.